AUGUGCAUGUACACCCUGGCCUGUCUACUGUUGCUAGCCCCAAUUCUGACUUGUGCUCUGAUUUCUGCUUCACGUAAGAGCCUGGGUUUUCUGCAUGUUAACACUAGAAGCUUAUUCACAGCUCCAAUCCGGAUGUGUUGGUCAAUACUGAGACAUGGUUAAGAAAGAGUGUUCUGAAAACUGAUGUUAACCUUUCUGGUUAUAACCUUUUUCGGCAAGACAGAUCUUCCAAAGGCUGUGGAGUGGCAAUCUUUACCAAGGAACACCUUCAGUGCUCAGUUGUCUCCACCAAGUCUGUCCCCAAACAAUUUGAUUGGCUGGUUUUAAGCAUUAAGCUUUCAAAUAGCUCUUUGUUGACUGUUGCUAGGUGUUAUCAUCCACCAUCAGCACCGGCCUGUACCCUACCUGCCCUAAGCUCUCUCCUGGCCCCUUACACUAAAUCUGAAUUUGUCCUGCUAAUUGACCUAAACUGGGACAUGCUUAACCCUCCCGUUGUCCUAGGGUCAAAAUGACCCGCCACUGUGUUGAACCAACUUUAUUUUGGAUCAUGUGUGAGAAGGAGGCAGUUAUACUUUAUAUAAAGUCUCACUGCCUCCUUCUCACAAAUGAUCCCAAAAAUAUAAAAAUUAAAUAAAGUUGGUUCAACACAGUGGCGGGUCAUUUUGACCCUAGGACAACGGGAGGGUUUUAAACCACCUGACCAAGUCUUAACACGAUGGGACUCCCUAAAUCUCUCUCAGAAUAUUACCAAUCCCACAAGGUAUGACUCCAAACACACAGAAAAGGCUACUCUCCUUCAUGUUAUCCUCACAAAUAAUCCUGAUUGGUAUCUGUCUGGUGUGUUCUGUAAUGACCUUAGUGAUCACUGUUUUACAGUCUGUGUUCGUAAUGGCUGCUCAGUUAAACAACCUGUCCUGA
Molecule: messenger RNA, 918 nt
Organism: Coregonus sp. 'balchen'
Lineage: Eukaryota; Metazoa; Chordata; Actinopteri; Salmoniformes; Salmonidae
Source: the annotation of a GenBank genome assembly